Molecule: messenger RNA, 2222 nt
Organism: Populus euphratica (Euphrates poplar)
Lineage: Eukaryota; Viridiplantae; Streptophyta; Magnoliopsida; Malpighiales; Salicaceae
Product: nudix hydrolase 3-like
Exons: 16
Cellular component (GO): cytoplasm
Molecular function (GO): dipeptidyl-peptidase activity
Source: RefSeq, a predicted model, not a curated record
ACAACUCAUUAGGAUUCAAUCACAUUUCAGCCAAAUUGGAUGCAAUUGACCAAAACCAAGUACAGGAUACAAAUUGAUGUUUGAAAAGCCCAUUUAUAUAUAUAUAUUUUAAAUACAAAGAAACUGGGUUUGGAGAAAACGCAGGCAGCUGGCAUAUCCUGCUAUAGUGUGUCACUCGAAUUUUUUCUUUUUUUCUCUAACAAUUUAUAGGCAUCAAAAAAGGAUACAAGCCGAACAAGCUAGCCCUUUUAUUGCCUCUCAGAUAAAAGAGAAAAGGAAAAAUGGAAGACGCUGCUGCUGCAUCAUCAGCUGUAGUCGUGGAAGAAGAGCGCCUCGACGUUCUCAACAAAACUGGUCAAAAAACCGGCAUUUCAAAGCCCAGAGGAGAAGUCCAUAGAGAUGGAGAUUACCACAGAGCAGUUCACGUGUGGAUUUACUCCGAAAGCACACAAGAAUUGCUUCUUCAACGUCGCGCCGAUUGCAAGGAUUCCUGGCCAGGCCGAUGGGAUAUCUCAAGCGCCGGCCAUAUUUCUGCUGGCGAUUCGUCACUUGUGUCCGCUCAGAGAGAGCUUCAGGAAGAGCUAGGCAUUAGCCUUCCAAAGGAUGCGUUUGAACAUAUUUUUAUUUAUCUUCAAGAGUGUGUUAUAAAUGAUGGGAAAUUCAUCAAUAAUGAGUUCAAUGAUGUGUAUCUUGUGACAACUGUAGAUCCGAUUCCUCUUGAAGCAUUUACUCUUCAGGAAACAGAAGUAUCUGUUGUUAAAUACAUCUCGUUCGAGGAAUAUAGAAGCUUACUUGUCAAAGAAGAUCCUGAUUAUGUGCCCUAUGAUGUAGAUGAACAGUAUGGCCAACUCUUUGAAAUCAUUAGGAGAAGGUAAACAGAGAACACUGUAGCGCGCAGUUUGAGUCUACAAAAGCAACUCUGUCGAUAUGCUCCUGUUUCUCUGGAUGCUGAGUUGACAGGUCUAUCAAAUAAAGACAGGAAGACUCUUGGUUUACUUAUCAAGGCUGCAAAACUUAUGGAUGAACUCUUCUACCUUCAGGUUUGGUACAGCAAUCCAGCUCUAAGAGAUUGGUUGAAGGAGCGGGCUAGUGCAUCAGAAUUAGACAAGCUUAAAUGGAUGUAUUAUUCAAUUAAUAAGAGCCCCUGGUCCUGUCUUGAUGAAAACGAGGCAUUUUUAACAACCACAGAUUCAGCCAUCAUGUUACUUCCUGAAGCCACAAAGCCAGUCAGUGGAUGGAAGGGUCUGGAAUUUAAAGCAGCAUUUCCUAUGCUAAAACCACCUGGUGCAAAUUUUUACCCUCCUGAUAUGGACAAAAAGGAAUUUAAAUUAUGGAAUGACAGUCUGACAGAGAAAGAACAAAAUGAUGCAAUGGGCUUUUUCACCGUCAUCAAAAGACACAGUGAAUUUAGUUUGGAUUCUUCUUUACCUAAUCAUGCAGUUCAUGGGACAAAUCAUUUAAUAACUGCCCAUGAUCUAUAUAGUGUUCCUUACUCAAAGGAGUAUAACUCCUUCCUUAGAAAAGCUGCAGAAUUAUUGCAUGAAGCUGGGGACUUGGCUGGCUCACCUAGUUUGAAGAGGUUACUACAUAGCAAGGCUGACGCAUUCCUCUCAAAUGACUAUUAUGAAUCAGAUAUAGCCUGGAUGGAAUUGGACUCUAAGCUGGACGUUACCAUAGGUCCAUAUGAGACGUACGAGGAUACAAUUUUUGGUUACAAGGCAACAUUUGAAGCAUUCAUUGGUAUCCGGGAUGACAAAGCGACUGCUCAACUAAAACUGUUUGGUGAUAAUUUGCAGUUUUUGGAACAAAAUCUUCCAAUGGACAGUGCAUACAAAUCAAAAAAUGUCAAUGCUGCUCCCAUUCGGGUCAUCCAGCUUCUUUAUAAUGCAGGGGAUGUAAAGGGUCCUCAAACUGUUGCUUUCAAUUUACCAAAUGAUGAGCGUAUAGUAAAAGAUCGAGGAACUUCAAUGGUCAUGCUGAAGAAUGUUUCAGAGGCAAAGUUCAAGCAUAUUCUUCAGCCCAUAGCUGAUGUUUGUAUUAGCGAGGAACAAAAAGGAUUGGUAGAUUUUGAAUCUUUCUUUACGCACACUAUAUGCCAUGAGUGCUGCCAUGGUAUUGGGCCUCAUACUAUCACACUUCCAGACGGCCAAAAGUCAACAGUAAGAAAGGUUAUUUACAUAACUUUUCUUUUUAUACUACAUCUAUAAUUUAUGGAUUGUUUU